This is a messenger RNA of Sphenostylis stenocarpa, 318 nucleotides long. The record is from the annotation of a GenBank genome assembly. NCBI's taxonomy places the organism in Eukaryota, Viridiplantae, Streptophyta, Magnoliopsida, Fabales, Fabaceae.
AUGAAAAUUGCGAAGAAUCACCAAAUGAGAAAGAAGUACACGGUCCAGCUUGGCGAGAACGAGCUCGUCCUUAAGGAACUUGAUUUGUUGAGAGAAGACGCAAAUGUUUAUAAGUUGAUUGGGCCAGUACUUGUUAAGCAAGAUUUGGCCGAGGCCAAUGCAAAUGUCGGCAAGAGAAUCGAAUACAUCUCUGCAGAAUUGAAGCGUCUUGAUGCCACUGUUCAAGAUUUGGAAGAGAAGCAAAAUAGCAAGAAAGAAACGAUACUAAAAUUGCAACAAAGGAUUCAAUCUCUUCAGGCUGGGAAAGGAAAGGCAUAG